AUGAAAAAGAUUUGUGGUCUGCUAGAUGCUACUAUGGAUGAGAAGUUGCAACAACUGUGGAGAACUUUCAACCUUACGGAGGAGGGGAGCUCGAGCAUUAGUAUCAUUAAUGAGGGAGAUGGUGCUUUAGGGAAGAAAGGCAGAUUAUGUGUAUUUGGCAAAGUCUUGUCAAUGAAACUCUACAAUAAGGCGGCUUGCAAAAGUAUAAUGAGAAUGGUCUGGAAUAAUGUCAAAGUAGAGAUUAUAGAGGCUGGAAACAAUUUGUUCUUGAUCCAGUUUAACAAUGUGCUGGACAAGAACAAAAUUUUAGAAGGUUUGUCAUAG
Messenger RNA from Ilex paraguariensis (yerba mate), 324 nucleotides. NCBI's taxonomy places the organism in Eukaryota, Viridiplantae, Streptophyta, Magnoliopsida, Aquifoliales, Aquifoliaceae. The record is from the annotation of a GenBank genome assembly.